GCCCUCCCCCCAACCACCGCCGGACGACGGCCCGUUCAGCAACACCGAGGUCGCCGCCGCCAUCGCCCAGUUGCGCCCGGGCAGCUGCGCGCUCGGCUGCACCACGGCAUCCCUGCGCGCACGUUCGUUAGCCAACCGUCAGGUUUCGGCCACGCUCGCCAACUUCUCGCGCCACGUGGGUUUGACUUCGUCUCUAUGGACCCUCAGGAAGUUUACCCCUAUCCACAAGAGUGGCCCUAGGGCGGUGAGGUCCUCCACCUGCCUGCGGCCGAUCAGCAUCGCGUCUGAUUUCGCGCAGCUGAUGGACGCUCUGUGGGUUGGCCGUUACUUCAGCAGGAUCCAACGUUUUUGCGGGGAUGCCCAAGUCGGGGGCGUCUCCGACCCUAUCUCGCUCGUUCUCGCCAUUUUGCUUUUGUGCGAACUCCGUCAGUAUGCAGGGGUGUCGACUUACUUGGCCUUCCUGGACCUGAAAUGGGGGUUCGACGUCGCCAUUCACAGCGGCAUGCUCGUUAACACCUUCUUGGCGGGCGUCUGCGGCAGGGGCUGGCUCUGGAUAGAAGACGUUGUCCGCGAGGCGAUUGAACCGCCGGUGUCUCUGGAUGGCUUGCCCUCGGGAGAAGGCCACCUGCGCGCCUUUGCAGAGAUCGUCCGGGCGAUCACCGAUCACGCGGUUGCGUUGGGUGCGCAACCGUGCGAGCAGGCGGCUGCUGCCCUGGCAUCUCUGCCGUGCCUGGCCGACCGCGUCGCCACCGUCGAACUUCUCGGUGAUGCGUCUUUGGACCCAUCACAAUAUAUCGACGAUGCAGUCGCGGCUUGUUCAUCGGUAGGUGCGCUUCGCGCAGUACUGGACCAGACCGUGCCGUCGGUGACGGUGCAGUACGCUCAGCAAGCCAAAGCAUCCUUUAAUUUUGGCACCAACAAAACUUCUGCCAUGGUUAUCGGCCUGAGCCCCAAGUUCGAUUCCACCGACAUGGGUUUCGACACCUGCUCGUCCAGAGUGAUUCUAGGGAUUAUCUUCGGAGCGGACUUGUCUUUUGGCCCCUUCGCGCGGUCGCUGCUCGCACGCGGGAGGGCCCUUUUCGACGAACUCUACCAGGCUGCGGACGCUGGAGGCUUCCUUGCGCCAGUACUCGCCGCCCAGGUGCCGUCCAGGAUUGAAGGGGCCAUCCUGUACGGAGCCGCGUUCCUUAUAGACGUGCCGCACAUCGAAACUGACCUGAACAAGCUACAAGCGUACUGGGCCAGAGCGGACGUGCCAGUUACCCACGCCCUGCUAGCGUGCGUCGGCACCUCCGAGCUCCGCAAG
Prorocentrum cordatum is the source of this 1306-nucleotide messenger RNA. The record is from the annotation of a GenBank genome assembly. Lineage: Eukaryota; Dinophyceae; Prorocentrales; Prorocentraceae.